AUGUUGUUUCUUACUUUCUUUUCGUUUUCUUUAUUUCUUUUCUUCUUUUUCUUUUAUUUCAUAUACCAAAUUCGUUCUUCAUUCUUUCCUCUUGUAGCUUGUCACAGAAAAUAUAUUUACAUAUAUCUAUAUAUUUAUUCAUUCAUUGCCUUUUUCUCUUUCCUUCUUUCUUGGCACCUUCCUUUCCUCAUGAGCUACUUUUAUUUAUCGCUUCUAUUUUUUUUCUUUAUCCAGUUUUAUUUUCAUCUUUCUUUUUGCUGUUAUUUCUUUCGUGUAGUAUUUUGUGUCAAUGUAAAGUCACUCUUUGGAAUUUACCUCUUUUUUUCUAAUCGCUCUUUAUCUAAACUCACUAAACCUUACCACUUCUCUCCUUGUAUCACUAAACCUUACCACUUCUCUCCUUGUAUCACUAAACCUUACUACUUCUCUCCUUGUAUCAAUAAACCUUACUACUACUCUCCUUGUAUCACUAAACCUUACCACUUCUCUCCUUGUAUCACUAAACCAUACCACUUCUCUCCUUGUAUCACUAAACCAUACCACUUCUCUCCUUGUGUCACUAAACCUUACUACUUCUCUCCUUGUGUCACUAAAUCUACUACUUCUCUCCUUGUAGCACUAAACCAUACCACUUCUCUCCUUGUAUCACUAAACCAUACCACUUCUCUCCUUGUAUCACUAAACCUUACCACUUCUCUCCUUGUAUCACUAAACCUUACCACUUCUCUCCUUGUCUUACUAAACAUUACCACUUCUCUCCUUGUAUCACUAAACCAUACCACUUCUCUCCUUGUAUCACUAAAUCUUACCACUUCUCUCCUUGUAGCACUAAACCUUACCGCUUCUCUCCUUGCAUCACUAAAACCCUAUUAG
Messenger RNA from Acanthosepion pharaonis, 873 nucleotides. The record is from the annotation of a GenBank genome assembly. Lineage: Eukaryota; Metazoa; Mollusca; Cephalopoda; Sepiida; Sepiidae.